AUGGUCGCCGGGAUCGGCGGCGGAAUUGGCGGCCACUCGGCCGAUCAGCAACAACCCGCGAGGCCAAUCACUGUCGCGGCGGCGGCGGCGGCAGGGGAUGGCGGCGCCGCAGCGUCGUCGCAAGUGACGGAGGCUCCUACCGGCGCGAAAACCGGGGUAGCAGCCGCGGCGGGAGCGGUGACGGGGGGAGGGAAGGCGGUGCGGCGACUGGAGGAGCUGGAAUGGGAGAGCACGUUCGUCGACAAGCUGCCUGGGGAUCCUGUUGAAGAAAAUCACGUUCGCAACGCGUGUUACUCCCACGUGCGACCGUCGCUAAACCUCAAGGAUCCGCAGGUCGUCGCCGCGUCCGACUCCGUGGCUCACCUGAUUGGCCUCGAUCCCAACGAGUUCACGCGUCCUGAAUUUGCAGCAGUCUUCACAGGGGGCAUUGUGCUUCAGGGCUGCAAGCCCUACGCGCAGUGCUACGGGGGGCACCAGUUCGGGUCAUGGGCGGGGCAGCUGGGGGAUGGGCGCGCCAUCACGCUGGGGGAGGUGGUGCUGGGGGAAGCCGCGGAGGGGGGGGGCGCGCAGGGGAAGGGGUGGAGGGAGCGGUGGGAGUUGCAGUUGAAGGGGGUGGGGAAGACGCCGUACAGUAGGCACGCGGAUGGGCGCGCUGUGCUGCGCAGUUCCAUUAGAGAGUACCUCUGUAGCGAGGCCAUGGCCGCCCUGGGUGUGCCUACAACGAGGGCGCUCUCUGUUGUCACCACUGGGGAGAAGGUGCUGCGAGAUAUGUUCUACAAUGGCAACGCCAAGUUCGAGCCCGGAGCUGCUGUGUGUCGUGUGGCACCCUCCUUCAUCAGGUUCGGCUCGUUCCAGCUCCAUGCCUCCCGGGGAGGUUUGGACAAGGAGAUGGUUCGGGUGCUUGCAGACUACACCAUUCUGCACCACUUCCCGCACCUGGCCGACCUCCCCGAGCCUCCGGUGCAGGUCCGGGAGCCAGGCUCGGAGGAGGACGAGGAGGUUGGGGAUCCCGAUGCUGUGGAUGUCACGACAAACAAGUAUGCAGCGUGGUUUGCUGAGGUAGCAAAGCGAACAGGAGAGCUGGUGGCGGGGUGGCAAGCAGUGGGGUUCACACACGGCGUGCUCAACACGGACAACAUGAGCAUCCUCGGCCUCACCAUCGACUACGGGCCCUUUGGCUUCCUCGACUCCUUUGACCCGGAUUUCACUCCCAACACAUCUGACAUGCCCGGGAGGAGAUACUGCUUCCGGCAGCAGCCGGAUAUUGGGCUGUGGAACGUGGUGCAGCUGGCCAAUACGCUCGUGACAGGUGGCAUCAUUGGAGUGGCCGAGGCGCAGCAUGGAGUCUCCAGGUACGCGGAGGCAUUCCUGUCAGCCUACCAGCAGCGCAUGGCAGCCAAGCUGGGUCUGCCCACAUACAACAAGGACCUCACCCAAUCGCUUCUCCAACUCAUGGCCAAACAUGGCGCUGAUUUCACCAACACCUUCCGCUCCCUUGCUCGUGUGCCCGCUGAAAGAGAAGAGUCUGAUGCUGACCUGCUAGCGCCAAUGAGGGGGGCGCUGGGGUUGCAAGAGGGGGCAGGGAAGGAGGGGGAGAAGGAGAGGGAGUGGGUGGACUGGCUUCGUCUCUAUACUGCCAAGCUACGGGCUGAAAAGGUUUCAGAUGCUGCCCGCCGGGCAGCUAUGGAUGCAGUCAACCCGGCCUACAUCCUCCGCAACUACCAGUGCCAGCUGGCGAUCGAGGCAGCUGAACAGGGAGAUUUCAGUGUUACACAGCGGUUACAGGAAGUGUUGCAGAACCCCUAUGAGGAGCAACCAGGGGCGGAGGAAUUUGCCCAGCCCCCUCCCGAGUGGGCACUCAAGCCUGGGUGCGUCAAGCCAGUGGCCUCGAAUCGCGUCCCUCUCCACGUCCUCGUCCUCGUGCUUUGCUUCGCUUUCCUCCCCGCAAUCUCCGCCGCUGAUUCCGGCGCCGUUCCCGUCGCUUCUCUAGUCCGCGGUCCGCAUCGCGACGUGUCCAGGCGCCGAGAGGAAAGCGACCGGCAGCUUCUGCGAAGCUUCGAGGAGCUGUCGGCGGGGACGAUGGCGGCGAGCGGGCGGAACGCGGAGGACAUGCUUCGCGACGCGAUCGACACGGCCAACUCGCAGCGCAAGACCAUCACCGUCCACCUCACGCCGCUUCCGUCUCUCGGGUUCAAUGCGGGGGUUGCGGUGAAGGGCAGCUGCACGGGUUCCGCCAAGUGCGUGAUCGACGGCCGGCACAAGUACUUCGUCUCACCCGUGCCCUUUCUCCUUUCCAUCCUCCACUUAUCCCUUGUCAGGCCGCUCCCGUCUCUCGGGUUCAACGCGGGAGUGGCGGUGAAGGGCAGCUGCGCGGGCUCCGCCAAGUGCGUGAUCGACGGGCGGCACAAGUUCGCCGUGUUUUCCGGCGGCUUCAACUGCUUCAUCUCGCUGGAGCAAGUCACUGUUCGCAACGCCGUUAACGGCGUGCACACCGGCGGGUGCGCCGUCACGGCGCGCCGAGUCACGUUCAUUAAUAACGUCGCGCGCACCACCGGCGGCGGCGCUGUGGUCAAUUCCCGCGCCGCCUCCCCCACUUCCGGCGCGCUGCUCUUCACCUUUUGCGAGUUCGUGAAUAACACCGCCGAGAGCGGCAACGGCGGCGCGAUCAACGUGGGGCAGGAGCCCGUAGGCGGCCCGCGCGUGCAGCUCGCGGGGUGCGCGUUCCGCGGGAACCGCGCGGAGAAGGGCAAGGGGGGCGCGAUUUAUAGCGAGGAUAACGUGUUAUACAUGAACUCGGUCAAAUUCGAGAAGAACUACGCGCUGGUGGGCGGAGGCGCCAUUGCAACAACAGCCAAGGGCCUCACUAUAGUCAAAUCCACUUUCUUUAAGAACGUCGCGGUUCAACCGCCCACAGGACGAAACAACGGCGCCGACAGCGGCGGAGGAGCAAUCCUGGUCUCUUCUCGAGACUCAACCCUCUCCCUCUGCUCCACCUCUAUCGCUGGUAACCGUAACAACAUGCGUGCGCAAGCCGGCGACAUUGCGGUUCGGCAGCUCGCGGCAGGCUCGGGAACAGGCUCGGUGAGCUUCUGCAGCAUGCCCGCGCCUGCGAACGUGGAUCGGGCACCGGGGCUGAAGAUCCGAGCCAACUGCAAGGGCUGCACGGGGUGCGCUAACGACUGUAACGGGCACGGGACGUGUGUUUAUAACGCGGAUUUUACCCCCAGCUGCCAGUGCGUUCGGCGGUGGGACAACGAAACGGCGUGUGCGACGUGCGUGACAGGUUACACGCGGCUGAGUAGCUGCAGGGCGUGUUCGCCGGGGUUCUUCGCGACGGGGAGGAAAAACCAGUGUGCUCCGUGCGCGGCCCUUGACAAGGUGCCUGGUCUACGGGACAACCUGCAGCACAUAACAGGCAUGGUGCGUCUGCCGUCCUACAAGCAGUGCCAGCAGCAGUGCCUCGCCACGCAGGUCCAGCAAGCCGACUACUGCAACCUCUGGGCCUACAUUGCCAACAGCGCCAAGAACGGGGACUGCGGCGGAAAGUGUAUUAUGUUCCACGACCCUGACGAUUGCGGGGUGGGGAAGAUCGUAGCAAAUAAUCAGCUCGGGGUGUGGUACCAGUAUGCGGAGCCCAGCUUUAACGCGUGCAGCUAG
Closterium sp. Naga37s-1 is the source of this 3657-nucleotide messenger RNA. NCBI's taxonomy places the organism in Eukaryota, Viridiplantae, Streptophyta, Zygnematophyceae, Desmidiales, Closteriaceae. The record is from the annotation of a GenBank genome assembly.